Messenger RNA from Brassica oleracea var. oleracea, 552 nucleotides. RefSeq lists its product as uncharacterized. Bases 112 to 372 code for a protein of 86 amino acids. The record is from RefSeq and is a predicted model, not a curated record. The transcript has a single exon. Lineage: Eukaryota; Viridiplantae; Streptophyta; Magnoliopsida; Brassicales; Brassicaceae.
ACUUAUCUCUCCUUCAUCUUCCGGCACGAUCUAAUAAUCUCCAGUUUUCGAAAAAGCCUUCUUAAAUCCUUCUAAAGAUUCCAAUACCAAGAAAAAAUUUAACCAAAAGAGAUGUGUUAUCUGAACAAGGUUUGGAUUGCAGCAUCGUUUGUGGCUGCUCAAGGAAACCCCGAUCACGGCGUGAAGUUGAAAACCGGGCUCAGCUCCGCACACCACCUACAACGCCGGCUUUCCUCCGAUAUCCGCCCUCUCUCCGCCACAGCUGACCCCGUAGAUGGUCCGCGUGUAGAAGAAAGACGGGUUACCUCUUCUUCCACUCCCGAUGAAUCUCUCCGUCAGAUCAUGUACCUCAACUGCUGGAGCCAAGGCUAAUUCUAGUUCCAUGCAAUCCAUCCACAGAUGUUGAUGGUGGCUCGCUGUUGGACCUGCUGAGUCGGAUAAAGCGAGAUGGAUCUUCUGAUGAUAAUUGUAUAUAUGUGAAUAUUAGAAAUGUUCAAAAAAUAUCAAAAACAUGCGUUCGUUAAUGAGAAACAUCGUCUAUUUUCCAAAUUA